CAUUGGCAAAUGCCUUUUCAGCCAUUUUGAUGCGGCUUUAGCUCUAUGGCGGAGAUGGAAGACGGGGACGAGCCGAGUUUGGUUCACUCACACAGUGGUUCAUCUGGGUCUAAAGCUGGCGGGGACAAGAUGUUUUCUCUGAAGAAAUGGAAUGCUGUUGCUAUGUGGAGCUGGGAUGUCGAAUGUGAUACGUGUGCCAUUUGUAGGGUUCAAGUUAUGGAUGCCUGCCUGAGGUGUCAAGCAGAGAACAAGCAGGAGGACUGUGUUGUGGUGUGGGGAGAGUGCAACCACUCCUUCCACAACUGCUGCAUGUCGCUGUGGGUGAAGCAGAACAACCGGUGCCCGCUGUGCCAGCAGGACUGGGUGGUGCAGAGGAUCGGCAAAUGAGGCCGGCCAGUGCCAGCGUCAACAAGCUGGCAGGCUUCCAUCUUGGCCUGACUUGAACCCCGCCCGCCCGUCGGCCGCGCUCAUUUAGCCCUUUUCCCCCGACCACGCCUGAUUCACCAGCGUUUGCUCGUCCAGGUGGCUGUCACUCUGUACUCCCAGGGUGACUGGAGCUUAUAAACAGCCUGCUCCCCUCUUCUGCCCUAGCUGUUUGUGUGCUCUGACUGUGUGUGUGUACGUGUGUGUACGU
Molecule: messenger RNA, 634 nt
Organism: Engraulis encrasicolus (European anchovy)
Lineage: Eukaryota; Metazoa; Chordata; Actinopteri; Clupeiformes; Engraulidae
Gene: rnf7
Product: ring finger protein 7
Exons: 3
Coding region: 46-387 (113 amino acids)
Biological process (GO): protein ubiquitination; ubiquitin-dependent protein catabolic process
Cellular component (GO): nucleus; Cul5-RING ubiquitin ligase complex
Molecular function (GO): zinc ion binding; cullin family protein binding; ubiquitin protein ligase activity
Source: RefSeq, a predicted model, not a curated record